AUGUUGCCGAGUCGCGUUAACCAACACAACCCUACAACAUCCAGAGCCUUAAGGAACUCCGGGCGGAUCUCAUCCACCCCCGGUGCCUUACCACCGAGGAGCUUUUUAACCACCUCGGUGACCUCAGCAUCCGAAAUUGGAGAGCCCACCCCAAGGUCCCCUGGCUCUGCUUCCUCAAUGGAAGGCGUGCUGACGCCGUAUGGUGGACCAGAAUCGCCUCGAAACCGUACGGAAGUCAUUUUCCAUGGCCUCUCCGAACUCCUCCCACGCCCGAGUUUUUGCCUCAGCAACCACCCGUGCCGCAUGCCGCUUGGACUGCCGGUACCCGUCAGCUGCUUCCGGAGUCCCACGGGCCAGAAAGGCCCGAUAGGACUCCUUCUUCAGCCUGACAGCAUCCCUCACCGCCGGUGUCCACCAGCGGGUUCGAGGAUUGCCGCCACGACAGGCACCGACAACCUUGCGGCCACAGCUCAGGUAGGCCGCUUCAGCAAUGGAGGUGCGGAACAUGGCCCACUCGGACUCAAUAUCCCCAACCUCCCCCGGAACGUGUUUGAAGCUCUCCCGGAGGUGGGAGUUGAAGCUCCGUCUGACAGGAAAAUAUGUGGCACGAAAUAUUACGAUGUACGGAUUUCGUACGAUUGUCGUAUAAAGUCCCCCCAAUAG
Astyanax mexicanus (Mexican tetra) is the source of this 663-nucleotide messenger RNA. RefSeq lists its product as uncharacterized. The record is from RefSeq and is a predicted model, not a curated record. NCBI's taxonomy places the organism in Eukaryota, Metazoa, Chordata, Actinopteri, Characiformes, Acestrorhamphidae. Bases 1 to 663 code for a protein of 220 amino acids. The transcript is spliced from 2 exons.